Messenger RNA from Elgaria multicarinata webbii, 3455 nucleotides. It is a transcript of the gene AJM1, whose product is annotated as apical junction component 1 homolog. NCBI's taxonomy places the organism in Eukaryota, Metazoa, Chordata, Lepidosauria, Squamata, Anguidae. The transcript is spliced from 2 exons. The coding region runs from base 117 to 3362 and encodes 1081 amino acids. The record is from RefSeq and is a predicted model, not a curated record. Gene Ontology annotation, cellular component: plasma membrane; apical junction complex. Gene Ontology annotation, biological process: cell-cell junction organization.
GGCCGCCUUGGCUGGCCUGGCAUCCGAAUAAUCCAGCCGCCCCCAGGCCAGGGCUCGCUGCACUGUGCUGAGAUGAUCUGAGGAGAUCCUGGAGAGAGCACAGAGCUGAUUUUAAGAUGACCCGAACGGACCCGCCUGAUCUCCUGGUGUCUACAGUAUAUCAGGACAUCAACGUGGCCUCAGUCGCCCCCUCCCUUUCUGCCUCCUGCCCCCCCGCGAGGCGAUGUGAGAGCUCCAUGUCUUCUUUCCUGGAGAACUCGCAGCGCUUCAACAAGCGCCACUGUCGCAGCUUUGACUUCUUGGAGUCCCUCGACGAGCCGCCCCCGCCGCCCCCCCUUCCCACCAUGGAGCGGCACUCCCGGCGCCCGCCCACCCCGGAACCGUCCUCGGCCCCCCUCGGCAGGAAGGCUUCCACCCGGGCGGCCGCUUUGGAGGAGUACGUCAGCCAGGCCUACUCGCACCACGGGAAGGACGCCCCCCCAGAGCCGGCGCCUCGAGCGGAGCCUAGGCGGCGUGCCCGGUCCAAGAGCGCCUCGCGGGUCAAAUCCACCUUCGCCCCGGUCGCCAUCCCCGUGUCCUCGUGCUCCCCACCAGCACCUGCCAGGAGGGGGCGGGAGGUGCACCGGGUGUCCCGGGAACCUGAGCGGGCGGAGCCGUCCCCGCGCCGGGAGAGCAGCUAUGCCUCCAUGAAGGCCCUGAUGAGCGAGGUGCACCCCAUCAAGCUGCAACCGCAGCGCAGCAGCGGCAGCCGCAUCUCCCCCCUCUGUGUCACUGGCGCCAACUGCUACGAGGAGGGCCCCCUGGCCGUGAGGCCUCCGCCCCCCAGCGUGCACGUCAAGCGUCGGGUGGACAUCAAGCCAGACGAGGCCACAGUGAUGCACGCGGCCCGCAGCGCCAAAGCCUCCCAUGGCCACGGAGAGGCCCCGUUGGCCUGGGUCCGGCCUCCAGGCCCCGCCCACGGCUUGACUGUGCCCAGCAGUCGGCAGGUGUCCAUGUCUCGGACGCCCACCCCUAGCGACACCUACAGCGGGGAGCAGCGGGUGUUGGUGCCGUACCCUACUGAACUCUACGACGGAGGCCCGGCCGCGCCAGAAGGAGGCUGCAUCCCUUACGCCCCGUACGUGCCGACCAAGUUCUUCUAUACUGAGGAGCCAGGCAGCUUCCCUCUGAAAACCUCCGGCUAUGAGGGGUACCCUGCCCAGUAUGGGGGGCACAUCCUCCCACCCCAGACCUUUUAUGCAGAAGAACCUCCCCAAAGCAGCUUCCACCCUCUCCCGGCCAGAACGUUUUUUGUAGAGGACAACAGGACUCCCUAUCCCAUCCAGGAGGCUCCCACCCGGACAUACUACAGCGACGACCCACGCUUUUACACCCCCAGGACGCCCCCCAUGAAAACCAUUUAUGCCGAAGACCCUAGGGCUUAUCCUGCUUUGAGGUCCAACCCCCGGGUUUUCUACACAGAGGAUUAUGGGAAAUAUCAUGAGCGGGAAGCCAUGUCCCGGACUUUCCCGUGCCCUCGCAGCACACCGCCCGUGCAGUUUAAUGACUGGUACUGUUCUGAGAGGGGGGCACUGCCGUACCAAACGUGGCAGGUGCCCCGUUUGCCCCCCCAGCCUGCCCCCCGGGCCAUGCUGUCCUCGUGGCAUGCCAGCUACAGCGUCAGCCCUCCCCGGCUUGGCACGGACACGCGGCACUACUCCAAGUCCUGGGACAACAUCCUGACUCCCCACGUGCGACAGGAAGACCCUCUGUUGCGCGGGCGCAGCUAUGAGAACCUGUUGGCCCGGGACCCACAUCGUGCCUUAUCCCCUGAUGAUCGGCGCCAGCCGGUAGUGGUCAACCUGUCCAGCUCACCCAAGCGCUACGCCGCUCUCUCGCUCUCUGAGAACUCCCUCAUUGAGAAGGUGCAUGCGGAUGGCGGGCGCCAUGGCUGGUUCGUCACCCCUGAGAUCACCAUCACGGACAACGACAUCCGGGCCAACGGGUUCUGUAAGAGCGAGAGGCGGUCGGCCAGCUGGGAUGUGUUGGACUCUGGCGACGGGCGAGACAGGGGCUGCGUCCCCGUCCGGCCCUAUGUCCUGGACCCCAGUGCCAAAGAGAACGCCGCCCGCCAGCGCAGCCUGGAGCAGUUGGAUGAGCUCAUUACGGACCUCGUGAUUGACUAUAAGCCCCCCACCAUUUGCCAGCCGAGCGAAGUCAGCAAUUUGGCCGACCAGCUCCGGCGGCUGAUCAGCGACGGCCUGGCCCUCCCCGCCAAGAAGCCCGAAUCCUGGAAGCCCUCGGAGCUCCGUCCCACCAAGGAGCAGCCUGGCCGCAGCGCCUUCCACGCCGAGCUGCGCAAGGACCAAGGCCGGCGCUCCGCCGAGGUGCCCGGGUCCGCUGGGCCUUUGGAAAAGCCCCUGGACGACGGCUCCCCGGACCUCAGCGCUGACGAGGACGACGUGAUGAUGUGCUCGAACGCCAAGUGCCGCCGGACGGAGACCAUGUUCAAUGCCUGCCUCUACUUCAAGUCCUGCCACAGCUGCUACACGUACUACUGCUCCCGCAACUGCCGGCGAGAGGACUGGGACACCCACAAGGAAAGCUGCAUUUACGGGCGGGUCGGGAGCACCUGCCGCCACGUCCUGCAGUUCUGCCGUGAGAGCGGGGAGGUGCACAAGGCCUUCUCCCGCAUCGCCAAGGUGGGCUUCCUUUCCCGAGGGCGCGGGGUGCUCUUCCUGGGCUUCCCCAACUCUGGCUCGGCAGAGAACUUCCUGCAUUUCGGCCUGGAGAGCUUGCUGAUGUCGCCCACCUACCUGUCGCUGCGGGAGCUCGAAGGCUACUCGGACAACCUUGGGGACUACGCCCGAGAGCUCCGGGACGCAGGCCAGCAGUACGACCCAGAUGAGUGCUUCCUCCUGAACGUGACAGUGGCUGUCGGGCAGAAUGUCCCUGAGAGGCCCUCCCCGAAGGUGCAGGUGCCCACCGUCCGCAAAUACGCCAAGGUGGCCUUAGCGUCCUCCAGCCCCGAGAAAAAGAUUCUCAAGAAAGAGCGGGACAUGGAGACGCUGAUCCUGACGCCCCCUCCCGGCACGGCCGACAUUGACAAGGAGGGCGAGGAAGGGCGCAAGGCCCGCGAGGUCUGCUUCAUUAACAUCCAGCGGGAGCUGCGCAUCCGCGGCGUAUUCUUGCGGCACGAGUUCCCGAAGAUUUACGAGCAGCUCUGUGCAUUUGUGGAGAGCAACAAGCGCUUUACGCCCACCACCAUCUACCCCAUUGACAAGAGGACUGGGAAGCAGUUCAUGUGUAUGAUCAUGGCAGCCUCUGAGCCGCGCACUCUCGAUUGGGUGGCAAGCCCCAACCUCCUUGAUGACAUCAUGUGAUCCCACUGCUGGCACCACUAUUUCUCUCUUUCUUUCUCUAUCCCACCAAGGGUAUCGUAUUGAUUGCCCUUUUCUUGGAAGUGUAUUUUAUUA